GUAUUUGUUGAAAGAAUUUCAUCGAGUUUCAGGCCACCACGACAGGCUAUAAAUACACGCUUCUCAGGGCCACCAUUGCAAGCAGCUCGAUCGGCGUGACCAGCUACCACUGCGGAGCGUAAAAGGAAGUGUUUUGAGCGACAGGUCGAGGCUCGUGGUGAUCAGAAUAACAAUGUCACAGUCUGGGGCCUUGCAUCUUUCUACGGGCUUGCAAGGGAAAAACGUCGACAAGGAUCAACUUGAAUCGACCGUUGAACAAUAUGCAAAGUAUCAUGACCUGCACGGAGGUGAUGAGGAAUUCAGGAAGUCGAACUAUAGUGACUUGGUAAACAAGUAUUACGAUCUUGUAACCAGCUUCACUGAAUACCACUGGGGUCAAUCAUUCCAUUUCGCCCCAAGAUGGCAUGGAGAAACACUUCGUGAAAGCAUCAAGAGAUUUGAGCAUUUUAUUGCCCUUCAAUUGGGGCUCAAGAAGGGGAUGAAGGUCCUGGAUGUUGGAUGUGGAAUUGGGGGACCCUUAAGAGAAAUCACCAGAUUCAGCUCAGCAGAGAUAACUGGGUUGAACAACAAUGCUUACCAGAUAUCAAGGGGCAAGGAGCUCAUUUCUUUGGCAGGCUUGAGUGACCGGUGUAACUUUAUAGAGGGAGACUUCAUGAACAUGCCAUUCCCUGAUAACACCUUUGAUGCAGCCUAUGCAAUAGAGGCCACAAUUCAUGCACCUGAUGCACUAGGCGCCUACAGGGAGAUAUACAGAGUGCUGAAACCAGGCCAGUAUUUCGCACUAGAUGAACUGUGCUUGACUGAUAAGUUUGAUCCAAACAACACUAAACAUAAGGACAUCAAGGCAGAAAUUGAGCUUGGCAGUGGCCUGCCUGACAUCCGUAGCACUCGCGAGUGCAUCCAAGCGAUGAAAGAUGCAGGAUUCGAGGUUAUCUUCGCGAAGGAUCUUGCUGAGGACUCCGAGUGCCCUUGGUACCAUGAAUUUGAUCCUAGCCGUAUCUCAUUGAAGACAAUCAGUAACUCACGUGUCGGACACCUCCUCACUCGUGCAAUUGUUGGCACACUUGAGUUCCUCCGUAUUGCCCCCAAAGGCUGCAAUAGACUGUUCAGCAUCCUGCAGACUGCCUCCCACGGCCUGGUGACUGGCAGCCGGGAACAGAUUUUUACGGUGACCUUCUUUGUCCUGGGCCGGAAACCUCUCAAGGAGAGCGACAUUUAAAGCAGUGUAUGCCGUAUGUAGUAUGGGCUUUUACUCAGGAGCCAGGAGCCCAGGACUAAAAAGUUGGCUGUGAUCCGUGUACUGUACUAAAGUAUUGCUAGUCUUAAAGUUCUAUAAAAGAUGCUGGGCUUGUUCCCAUGCUUGGUUGUAUGCUGGUACUGAAUUACUGGUUAAGAUUACUAUCUGGAAUAAACUUAUUUGUAUCAUCCGGAUACUGA
This is a messenger RNA of Panicum hallii, 1437 nucleotides long. Its product is annotated as cycloartenol-C-24-methyltransferase 1-like. Gene Ontology annotation, cellular component: endoplasmic reticulum. The transcript has 13 exons. Gene Ontology annotation, molecular function: sterol 24-C-methyltransferase activity. The coding region runs from base 173 to 1219 and encodes 348 amino acids. Gene Ontology annotation, biological process: sterol biosynthetic process. The record is from RefSeq and is a predicted model, not a curated record. Lineage: Eukaryota; Viridiplantae; Streptophyta; Magnoliopsida; Poales; Poaceae.